This is a messenger RNA of Morone saxatilis (striped sea-bass), 988 nucleotides long. Its product is annotated as group XIIB secretory phospholipase A2-like protein. Gene Ontology annotation, cellular component: extracellular region. NCBI's taxonomy places the organism in Eukaryota, Metazoa, Chordata, Actinopteri, Moronidae. Gene Ontology annotation, molecular function: calcium ion binding; A2-type glycerophospholipase activity. The record is from RefSeq and is a predicted model, not a curated record. Gene Ontology annotation, biological process: phospholipid metabolic process; arachidonate secretion; cholesterol homeostasis. Bases 1 to 639 code for a protein of 212 amino acids. The transcript has 4 exons.
AUGAUCCGUUGGACCCUUCUUGCUCCUGUCCUGCUCCUGCUGGGCCUGUUCAUCCACAGUGCUCUGAGUCAAGAGGCUGAGGACCCAACAGCAGCAGCACCACCACCGGGCCAGGCCACUGAUGGCACGCAGGCGGAGGCCGAGAGCGAGGACUGGGGAUUAAACUCCCUCAGAGGCGGCUUUGAGUCAGUCGGCGGCUACUUUGACUCCGUGCUGGAGUUCAUGGGCGGACGUGAUGGAGUGUGCCAAUACCGCUGUCGAUAUGGUAAGGCUCCUCUUCCUCGUCCUGGCUACGAGAUGCCACAACCUAAUGGGUGUAGCUCCUACUUCUUUGGUCUUCCUGUUCCAGAAGGGAUGGACAUGGGCAUCCCUGCCAUGACCAAAUGUUGCAAUCAGCUGGACAUGUGUUACGACACCUGCGGCUCCAACAAGUACCGCUGCGACUCCAAGUUCCGCUGGUGCCUCCACAGCAUCUGCUCUGACCUCAAGAAGAGCCUUGGCUUUGUGUCAAAAGUAGAAGCAUGUGAAACGGUAGCAGACACCUUGUUCAACACGGUGUGGACUCUGGGCUGCAGGCCCUACAUGAACAGCCAGAGAGCAGCUUGCUACUGUCAAGGAGAGGAGAGAGAUGAACUUUAGAUUGAGAUAUGAACCACUCUAGACAACUCCACAACUAGAGCAACAUAUCAGAUGAUGGUGCUCUGAGUUACGGUGUUGCAAAGACUGCGGUGUGACUACUUGAGUAAUUUAUUUGGAAGUUCUUCUUCUGGUAUUGUUCAUAAAGUCAUUAUUUUAUUUUGCAACUAAAUUUGGAUGCUAAAUGAACUUUUAAAUUGUUUAAGCUGCAAGCCAAAACUGCAUGUUUGUCUGUCGGAGUGCAUAAAUGCUGCCUGUAGUGCCGAUAUUAGCCCCAAUAGUUAGCAAUGGUAUGUGAUUUGGAAAAGGAAACAUAUCUGUGGUGUGAACUCCACUUUACAAUGCAUAGAUA